Messenger RNA from Prorocentrum cordatum, 1032 nucleotides. NCBI's taxonomy places the organism in Eukaryota, Dinophyceae, Prorocentrales, Prorocentraceae. The record is from the annotation of a GenBank genome assembly.
AUGCACGAGUUCCUGAUCGCGGCGCGCCUGCGCGAUGGCGCCCCGGUCUACGUGACCCCUGGCGCGUGCUCCCGGUGCGGCGCGGACCGGGGCAUCGACGGGGCACGCGCCGCGUGUUGUGCCCCAGGGGAGUCCACGCGCGGCCACAACAGAGUGCGGGACGAACUCCUGGCACUGGCCUCCCUGUCCGACGGGGCCGCUCGGUCGGAGGCGCCGGGCCUCAUCGAGGCCGCGCCGCUUCUCCGCCCGGCCGACGUGCUCACCACGGCUGCCUUUGGCCGGCUGACGGCGCUCGACGUGGGCAUCGUGGCGCCGCACGCGGCCGGGGCCGGCGAGGAUGCUGCCGCCGCCUACGUGGUCAGCAAGGUCGGCAAGUACGCGCCGCACCUGCCGGCGCUGGCGGCCGACGGGAUCGCCUACCGGCCGCUCGUCUGGACAACGUGGGGCCGCCCGCGCGAGGAUGCGUCGGCCGCGGUCGCGUCCAUGGCGGCCGCAGCGGGGAGGCGCCUGGGCGCGCCCUCGCACGCGCUCGCGGCGCGGGCCCGCACCGCCAUCGGCGCCGCGAUCUGGCGCCGAGCAGCGCGCAUGGUCGGCGCGUGCGGCCCGCGGCUCGCCCGAGGGGAUGUCGGUGCCCUCCUGCCGGGGGCCGGGGCCGCUGGUGCAGGAGGCAAGGCGCUGGCGGGAGCGCUGGCCGGCGUGGCGGGCGAAGCGGACGCUGUCGCCGGCCCGGUCGGCACUGGCGGGCCCGCGGGGCCGGCGGGCCAGGUCGGCGCAGCCUUCCUGGGGGUCGGCGCAGCCGCGGGCGUCGCCGAGCUCGCGGCCGCGUUCGAGUCCAUCGCGGGCGCGGUCGGCCCCGGGGGAGCCGGCGCGCCUGGCCCUGGCGACGCCGGAGGCGCUGCGGCGGAAGCUGCCGGCGCUGCGGGCUGCAGCGCCGCCGCGGGGGCCGCCGGCGAGCCUGCGGGCGGGGGUGCCCGGGGCCCGGCCUGGUUUGCCGGCCUCCGACUGGCGCGCGGGCGCGGCCCCCCGGCAUAG